GCCGUCGUUUGUCGCAGCGCGCGAGCAGCGUGGAGGCCGGGGCGCUGCGGUGUCUGUACAGCUCGGGGGAGUUGGAGUUUUUGGCAAUUCCCUGUUUUGUGUUUUCUUUCAUUUGGAGUGUUGGAGGGUUUAGUAGUUGUUUAGAUCAAAAGUCCUUUUCGAGGUUUUGCGAAGACCUUUUUGAGGGUUUGGCAGCACUCCCCAAGGGCGCAGAAACAAUAGACUUGGCCCUCAACAUCGACUUGCAGUCUGCUGCUGCUGCUGCUGCUGCUGCUGCGCGCCGCAGCAGCGCCGCAGUCUUCAGCCCCGACGCAGCAGCAGCCGCCGAGGGCGCAGCAGCAGCAGACGGCCCAGCAGCAGCAGCAGCAGCAGCAGCAGCAGCAGCAGCAACAGCAGCAAAGACGGAAACGAGGAUUAGUUUGACUUCUCCUGAAGCCAUGGAGAAGGCGAGGAGACACAGAGCCUACUUCGUCCCCUGGGAGAAGACGAUCCCAGACGAUCCCAUAAACCCCACAAACCCCACAAACCCCACAAACCCCACACUCGAUCCCAUCGAUCCCAUCGAUCCCAUCGAUCCCACGAUCCCACUUUCUCGCCUCCUGGUCCCCACAAAAGAAACCAAAAGAACCCUCGCCAUCCUCAAGAUCCUCACCAAAGCCAAAGUCCCCGUGCUCCUCACAGGCCCGAGCGGCUCGGGGAAGACAACUUUGAUACGAGAGCUGCUGCAGCAAAAAGAAAAAAGAGAUUCUCUUUUUGUGGUUUCCCAAACCCUUUCUUCUUUCUCCAAACCCUUGUCUCUCCAAACCCUCCUGGAAAGCAAACUCGAGGCCAAGCGCAAGGCUCUCCUAGGGCCUCCCGGGACUCAAGACUGCAUUGUUUGGAUUGACGACGCAAACCUCCCUCUUCCAGACCCUUUUGGUUCCCAGCCAACCUCCGAGCUUCUCAGGCAAAUUCAGGAGUUCAAUGUAAUGAAACCCUAA
Messenger RNA from Eimeria tenella, 980 nucleotides. RefSeq names its product Dynein heavy chain 3, axonemal, related. Gene Ontology annotation, cellular component: dynein complex. The annotation marks the transcript as partial. The transcript is spliced from 3 exons. Gene Ontology annotation, biological process: microtubule-based movement. Gene Ontology annotation, molecular function: dynein intermediate chain binding; dynein light intermediate chain binding; minus-end-directed microtubule motor activity. Lineage: Eukaryota; Apicomplexa; Conoidasida; Eucoccidiorida; Eimeriidae. The record is from RefSeq and is a predicted model, not a curated record.